GACGAAGGGUGCGUGUCUCCCUGUCCCCCGUCCAAGAUGGCUGCGUCCAUAGCACGGCGCCUGUGGCCUUUGGCGGGCGCUCGGAGCCUCCGGCCCCGGGGAGUCUGCGUCUGCAGUCAGAGCCCAAGGAGAACUUUCGCGACGGAAAGACGAGACCGGAACCUCCUGUACGAGCACGCGCGCGAGGGCUACAGCGCGCUCCCUCAGCUCGACAUGGAGCUGUUGUGCGCAUGCCCGGAAGAGGCGGCGCGCGCCCUGGAGCACCGCAAGGGGGAGCUGCGGCCGGAAGAGCUGCCCGCGAUCAUCUCAACGUGGCAGGAGCUGAGGCAGCUGCGGGCGCAGAUCCGGAGCCUGGAAGAGGAGAAGGGGGCCGUGGCGGAGGCGGUGCGGGCCCUGCUGGUGAACCAGGGCAACAGCCAAGUGCAGCAGAACCCCCACUAUCAGCGUCUGCGGGCUCGUGGCCGGGAGAUCCGGAAGGAGCUGGUGCUCCUGUACCCGAGGGAGGCCCAGCUGGAGGAGCGCUUCUACCUGCGGGCGCUGAGGCUGCCCAACCGGACCCACCCGGACGUGCCCGUCGGGGACGAGAGCCAGGCCCGAGUGCUCCAUGUGGUCGGGGACAAGCCAGCAUUCUCCUUCCAACCGCGGGGCCACCUGGAAAUCGCCGAGAAGCUCGACAUCAUCCGCCAGAAGCGCCUGUCCCACGUGUCUGGCCACCGCUCCUAUUACCUGCGCGGAGCUGGGGCCCUCCUGCAGCACGGCCUGGUCAACUUCACACUCAACAAGCUCGUCCACCGGGGCUUCACCCCCAUGACGGUGCCAGACCUUCUCCGCGGAGCUGUGUUUGAAGGCUGUGGGAUGACACCAAAUGCCAGCCCAUCCCAAAUUUACAACAUAGACCCCUCCCGCUUUGAAGACCUCAGCCUGGCCGGGACGGCAGAGGUGGGGCUGGCCGGCUACUUCAUGGACCACUCUGUGGCCUUCAGGGACCUGCCCAUCAGGAUGGUUUGUUCCAGUACCUGCUACCGGGCGGAAACAGACACAGGGAAGGAGCCGUGGGGGCUCUAUCGCGUGCACCACUUCACCAAGGUGGAGAUGUUCGGGGUGACAGGCCCCGGGCUGGAGCAGAGCUCACAGCUGCUGGAGGAGUUCCUGUCCCUUCAGAUGGAGAUUCUGACGGAGCUGGGCCUGCACUUCCGGGUCCUGGACAUGCCCACCCAGGAACUGGGCCUCCCCGCCUACCGCAAGUUCGACAUCGAGGCCUGGAUGCCAGGCCGCGGCCGCUUUGGCGAGGUCACCAGUGCGUCCAACUGCACGGACUUCCAGAGCCGCCGGCUCCACAUCAUGUUCCAGACAGAGGAGGACGGGGAGCUGCGGUUCGCCCACACGGUGAACGCCACGGCCUGUGCUGUCCCUCGCGUCCUCAUCGCCCUACUGGAGAGCAAUCAGCAAGAGGACGGCUCGGUCCUCGUGCCCCCUGCCCUCCAGCCCUACCUCGGCACCGAUCGGAUCACGGCCCCCACCCACGUGCCCCUCCGGUACAUCGGCCCCAACCAGCCCCAGAAGCCCAGGCUCCCGGCCGGCCUACCUUGAGCUGAGAGCUCAUCCUCCUCCUCCUUCCUGGGGCUCAGGGGCCCCUGGACACCUGGAACCUGUUUUCCUGACGUCUGCGUUCCUCCUGUCGGCUCCAUGGCAGGGUCCCCCCCUGGCCUCCGGCACCCACCUCUCCCACUUCCCUACUUCCUCAGAAUCAGUCAGGGACCUGUUGUCAUUGGGGGUCCCGACCCACACUAGAAAGCAGCAGUCUGGGGACUGAAGGCUCUGGGGCUGGGGAAGGAGAGAGAGGGGCCUCCGCACUCCUUCCCUGUCCCUCCCUCCGUGCGCAGCAGAAAGUCCCCAAUAAACAGUCAGAACGAA
Equus quagga is the source of this 1914-nucleotide messenger RNA. It is a transcript of the gene SARS2, whose product is annotated as seryl-tRNA synthetase 2, mitochondrial. Gene Ontology annotation, biological process: mitochondrial seryl-tRNA aminoacylation. NCBI's taxonomy places the organism in Eukaryota, Metazoa, Chordata, Mammalia, Perissodactyla, Equidae. The transcript is spliced from 16 exons. The coding region runs from base 37 to 1590 and encodes 517 amino acids. Gene Ontology annotation, molecular function: serine-tRNA ligase activity; ATP binding; tRNA binding. Gene Ontology annotation, cellular component: mitochondrion. The record is from RefSeq and is a predicted model, not a curated record.